AUGGAAGCCAUCUCUUAUCUGGCCCCAUCUGCUCCCGUUCAUCCUCCUCGUCUCCUCUCGCGUGGCCUCGUCAGAUCCUCCCGGUCCCGUAACAACACUGCAGCGCCAGCUUCUUCCUCGAUUGGGAGGCCUAUCCUCGUCAAAGCGUCUGCCGAUACCAGCAGCCGCGGGAGAACGUUGUCCGGCGGAUGGGAUUUGUCGGCCGUCUCUGUCGGGCCAUGGAUGCCGAGAAUGGAGGAUUUGGACUCGACAAACAUGCUUCUCAGGCAGAGGAUCGUGUUCUUGGGUUCUCAGGUCCCCUCUAUCUUCAAACGCACAGAAAGUUCCAGCGGCUCCAAAAAUUUGACUGUUUCUAUGUUUUGAAAUUAAUGCCAGUAUUUUCCAGUGUCUCCUUAAUAGCAAAAGCUGAAAGUUUUCUGUCGGCCAUGGUCCAUAGAUGGUGGUGUAUUAGUUCUCUUCUCUUCUACUGGUGACCAUAUGAUGGGAUAUGGAUAUUCGGUUGAUGACCAGAUACACUCUUUAGGGAAUGCUAUUCGAUUUUUCAUUCUCUUUAUUCGUUAGAUAUUUGUGUAAUAUGACAAUUCCUAGAUUUCUAUGUUAAACGUAUGAAUGGAGGAGCAUUUUUUUAAGAUCCUCAGAUUCGUUACGUUUAAUUCAGGUUUGAAUAUUUUUUUAUUAAAUGGGUUUUCCUGGUUGAUGCAUAGGUCGACACAAUGACUGCAGAUUUGAUCAUCAGUCAGCUUCUAUUUCUGGAUGCAGAAGACCAGGAGAAAGACAUCAAGUUGUUUAUUAAUUCACCCGGUGGUUCUGUGACGGCUGGUAUGCUCUGCAACUCACUAGAUUAUCAAUGCGCAGCAUAUUAAAUUUUAGUGUAUCCAAUCAAUUACGACAUGUUCUUUCAAUGAAAAUUCUGAAACAGAGUGACGAUUGACUUUGCUAUAUUCCUUACGUAUAAUGGCCAAUCCCUUGUGGAUUCUUUUGGAUCCACAGGUUCUUACUGGAAUUUAGAAGGGCAUGUACUAAUAGUGUAGAAAUGUAGUUUUAUCUCCUUUCUUUUGAGUUGUGAGUCAAGAAGAUGAUGCUUUUGUAAUCAAGAUUCAUUGACGCUAGAAGGGAUGGUUGAUAUCUAAGAGAAUACUGUCUAUGAAGCUCUUAGAACCAGCAGAAUCUUCCACUUUAUGAUGCGCUAAAGAUGAGAACAUAGAAGGAAGAGGUCUCAUAAGCCUUUGAGAUUAUGCAAGAGGGUGGGCAAUUAAAUCAUUAUUAGGAGAUGGCAACAUUAUACUUUAAUUAACUUUCUGUCGAAAAAGGAGUUGGUCUAACGUGUAGCAAGGAAUCAGGGUGUUCUGUGAUGUGUUAGUGCUUUCCAUUAGUGUGACUGAAUAACGUCCUUCUGAGCUGGUGUGCUUGUGGAGAGUGAUGAAUUACGACGCCUCUAUGAUGGGUUCUCAAUAGUCUAGUGAUUCUGUCUCGGAUGAACAUACCCUAGGAAAAUUGCUGACUCCAACUAACAUCCAUGUUUGCUUCAUUCUCGAUCUGAGAAACUGCCUAUCCUAUCCCCCUCUAUGUUCUUCACGGCCCAUUUUUGUUGAGUGAUCAAAAAGAGAGUUGUCUGAUGGAAAUUUACUAGUCUGAUGAGCCUGUUCCUCAUGCCUAACCUUUUAAGAGUCUAAGAUAAUCCUUUACCUUUUGAAAUAGAGUGAGGUUCUUUCGAAAGCUUGGACAAUGAACAGUGAAACUGUUAAGUUGCAAGAGAACUACAUUAUCUGGUGCAGAUUGAGAGUAAUUUAUUGUAUCGCUAUAUUGGUGUCUUCGUUUGACGAAUCAUUUCCUAAUUUGAUUCAUGUCACUGAAUUGGAUGGAAAGAGUUAAAGUGGAAGUUUUCUUUCUCAUUGUUGAAGUCAAUGCCAAAGCUUUAUCUUUCAUAGAGCCACAUUUCUGAUCGGCUGUUUCAAAUUUUUGAUGUUGGAAUCUAGUCAUCUCCUUUGAUUGAAUUUAGAAACGGCAGUAUAGUUGAUGGUUGAAAGAUUGCACCAUUACUGAGGGGAAACGAAUAAAUUAUAUGAAGAAAAAAAAAAUGACACUAGUGGGUCCAGCAGUGGAAUGAAAAUUCGUAAGAGUCAUUUUGCAGCUCCGAAUGUAGGAGAUGAUAUGGCUUCUGGUUCUUUAAAAAGAGCAAUAAUGGUCUUUCUGCUAUGGUGCUGGUCAGCAUUAGAUGUAUUGAAGGCGGAAUUGAGACUGGAGUUGUUGCUCCACUGUCUUACGUUGUGUCAUGUUUCAUGAAGGUGACAUGAGAUUUGAAGAGUUGGCCGUGGAGAUUCAUAGCAUGGCCAAGAGUUUGAAAGGGAAUGCAGAGAUUAGAUACUGGGGUAUGUGUGAUUACAUAAAUAGGUUGUGAUGUGAUUCUGGAUUCCAUAGGGAUUUAAUAUGUUUUAUAUCAUGGUGUAGGCACCUGUGGUCAACUCUCUUCCAUUUCCUUCAAGAGGGUGAGGAUUCAGCUCAGAAUCGUAGUCAGUAUUUUCCUCUCAAUUUUUGAGCGCUGGAGGACUCUACAACGUGAGUCAUCUCUGUCAAACUUCGGGUUAUGGGAGCUUUGCUAUGGGGUUUUGAAGGGGCGAGACGAUUUUGAGAAAAGUAAAGCCAUUGGUGGAAACUUUUGUUCAAUGCGUCCAGUAGCUGCUAAUGCAGGCAAAGGCUUAUUUACUACCUGAUCCUUGAGGACCAUAAUUGAUAAAGUUAUCAUACGUUGGAUAGAACAAAACAGUUAGAUGAUGCUUUCAUGCUACUAGCUUCUCUCAGUUGUGGAUCUUGACUACGUCUCUAACAGUACGAAAAUCUGCUGAGAUACCACUCCCAACCUGAGGUACAAUUGUUAGGUGUGCCUUAAUGUCCUUUCUUUACUCAUGUUCCCUAUGCUAUGGUUUCUUCACAGUACUUUCCAACAUUUCCACUGGGACUAGCUCCAGGUUGCUUCACAUGAGCCUUUGUUGAUCUGACUUUAACUUGACCUCUUUCCAUUUCCCCUUUUCUUUCUUGUUCAUUUGCAAUAUUCCAGCAUUCCCUCCUCAUUGAUUCUGGGCUGACUUUUCCAUUCUGCUUUAACUCUGGGAUUGUGCUGAACAACAUAUGGAGAUGCAUGAUUUCUCAUAUUCCCGUCUUAAAAUAGAAUGCAUCGAUAGUUUUAGUAUGAGAAUGAUUUACUAACAAAUUUGAGUUUACUAUUUUUCCCGUACUCGCACUACUUGGGUUAACUGUUUGCAAUUAAACUAUGAUAUUACCCUGUGACAGGCAUCAAUAAUUUCGUAUAUUUAGUUUUUAUUUAUAGGCUCAUGAAAGUCAACUUUUUUGUCAUUGUUCAUCCUUUUGUUUACUGAAGGAAUUCAUAUUUCUCAUAGGAAAUCAGCAUAUGGGUUGUUUUUUGCGGCCUGCACAUUGUGUGAAUUGCAAAACAUCAUGAAAUUAGAGUGAUUUUCUUUUGAUUUCAAGUUUUUCCUCAAUUUUUUCCUAAUAAUCAAAUUUUAUACAUAAUCAAUUUUUUUUAUCUCUGGCCAUUAUUUAAACUUAUGCUCUGUAUCAAAGUUUGGAUUUCUAUCUUAAUUUUUGUCCUAAUGAACUCGAUACUUUCCGCUUACAGGCAUGGGUAUAUAUGAUGCCAUGAAACUGUGCAAAGCAGACGUAUCUACUGUCUGCUUUGGUCUUGCAGCAUCUAUGGGUGCAUUUCUUCUUGCUUCUGGAACAAAAGGGAAGCGCUUUUGCAUGCCCAAUGCAAGAGUUAUGAUCCAUCAACCGCUAGGAACUGCAGGAGGCAAGGUAAAGGCUCUCUUUUUCACAACAUUUCUUGGGAGUUUGUGGGUCACUGGAGACUUUCACCUGCCGAUGGAUCAUCUUUUCAGGGCUCCACGUCUGUACAUGCUCAUGCCAUCUAGACGUUAUAAAUAACCCAGUGAAGUGACAACUUGCACCAUGAACUCCCAUGUCUGGAAUGGGUCUAGCUUGUGUGUGUUUUACUUUUCCGCCAUUAUCGGAUUCAAGCUGGUGGUUCUUGCUCUCAAAUGAAAAUAAGUCUAUCACUCAUGAUUCUGGAAUUUAAGAGAUGGUGCAGAAUCACCUUCUGUUUCUCCAUGAUGUGCUUCACUGAUGAAGUCAUGUUGGGGAAGCUAGGAUCAGAAGGGGUCUUAACAGCCAACAUGCCUAUCACAUUCUGUCUCAAUUUUGUUCCAUUUAUUCUCUCGAUCUCCUUUUGUUUGUCGGUGUCUUGAAUCCAAUGGGUUCUACAACAGCACGUAGAAGAAUGAUCUUCUCUUGCUGAAGCUUCUUAUUGAUUUCUUUCUAAAUACAGACAACAGAGAUGGGGCUUCAGAUAAGGGAAAUGAUGUACCACAAGGUCAAACUGAACAAAAUAUUCUCGAGGAUCACAGGAAAGCCUGAACACCAGGUUUGCGACCAUAAACCUAAUCCUCUACUACUAAUAGUAUCAAUAAAAAAGGGUAUUAUUAUUAUUUGAAUGGUUGUUCUCCAAAUUGGAUGAUUGAACGAUCAUUUGUUGCUCUCUUGCUCAUGAAGAUCGAAGCAGAUACAGAUCGUGACAACUUCAUGAAUCCCUGGGAGGCAAUGGAGUAUGGCCUGGUUGAUGCAGUCAUAGAUGAUGGCAAGCCGGGCUUGGUGGCCCCAAUCGGAGACUUGAUAGCUCCCCCUAAGACCCGGGUGUGGGAUCUGUGGAAGGUUGAAGGAAGCAGGAAGGCCAAGAAGAAUUUGCCUUCUGAGCAGAGGAUCCUUCAGAAUGGGCUUAAUGGCGAUGAAGAGAAGGGUUCAGAGCCGACAGAGAAGGCAGCAGCUCCUGUGUGA
Molecule: messenger RNA, 4845 nt
Organism: Spirodela intermedia
Lineage: Eukaryota; Viridiplantae; Streptophyta; Magnoliopsida; Alismatales; Araceae
Source: the annotation of a GenBank genome assembly